UUGCCACGGCGACGCGUCAGGCCGCGGCGGAAGCCAGGCCGCGUUGCCAUGGCGACGUGGCCACGGCCGGCGAGGCGCCGUUAGGCCGCGGCGGGAGCUAGGCCGCGUUGCCGCGGCGGAGGCCGGGGCCGGUUCGGGCCCGGUGCGAGGAGCUCGGGGCCGGGGCCGCCGGUGGGGGCCCGGCCAUGGAGGCCGCCCCGGAGCCCGAGGCCCUCGUGCAGUGCCCCUACGACAGGAGCCACCGGGUGCGGGCGGCGCGGCUGCCCUACCACCUCGUCAAGUGCCAGCGGAACAACCCGCAGGUCGCCCGCCACCUGGCCACCUGCCCCUUCAACGCCCGCCACAGGGUGCCGCGCGCCGAGCUGCGGAGCCACCUCGCCUCCUGCCCCGACCGCCGCCAGAUCGACGUCCCCCCAGAGGCGGCCGCGGCCGAGACAAAAAGCCCCGAGGCCCCCGCGGCGUGGCAGAGCCCCCCGUGCCGGGAGGACUGGGAGGCAGAGCUGGACGGGCUGGAAGACGCCCCCCCGUUUAUCCUCACCGUCACGACGGGCGAGCUGCUCCUCCCGAGCGACAGGUGUGCCCCAGCAGCACCCCAGAGCCGGAACCGAGGCACGGUGCCCCCCCCCCCCCCGCCCCGGCGCGGAGCUGGACUUCGAGGGACCGAGGAGGGCGGCGGGGGGGCCGGGGCAGCUUUCGUCGGCCGCCCCCCGGGAGCGGGGGCACCGCAGGGCGGGGGGGGGGCAGUGCCCGCUGGGGAAAAAGUGAUAGCGACGGGUUGGAAAUGCACGUUUCAAGUAACGCCGCCUGCGAUGUGUCCCCAGGCCCCCACUGCCCCCCCCCCGGCCCGUCCCCGAGGUCCCCUCCCCUUAACUCAUCCUCGGGCGGCGACAGCGCAGAAGAGGACGGCCGAAACCGCCCCCCGUGACCCAAAACGGCUCAAGCGCAACGACGGCGAAGCAGACACGUGUCCGGCGUCGGAUCAGCGCCGGUUUCCUUCCGCGCGCGCGGGGAGCGCUCCCAGAGCUCCUCGGCCACCGCUGCUGCUGGCAGGGCCGUCGCGGCGUCGGAUUUUCCCUUCGCCUGGGCCGCGGCCAACGAGGGCACGAGGAGUUCUCCUCCACGCAGCGAGAAAACACCACGAGCGCAGCGAGCGCCCGGAGCGACGGAGGCAGCGUCCUGGCACGGCUCCCUGCAGUCCCCGCACCAAGGGGGCGUCCGCGGAGCCCCCUGCCCGGUGGGCGCCGGUGACCACGAGGGGAGACACACGAAUUUAAGUCCCCGCAGCUCCGCGCCGUCUGCACGAUACCCAUUAAAAAUUCCCCUCGCCUUAA
Molecule: messenger RNA, 1331 nt
Organism: Cygnus olor (mute swan)
Lineage: Eukaryota; Metazoa; Chordata; Aves; Anseriformes; Anatidae
Gene: GTSF1
Product: gametocyte specific factor 1
Exons: 8
Coding region: 186-1274 (362 amino acids)
Source: RefSeq, a predicted model, not a curated record